CUCACCAUAAACUAAGAGAGUAUGAUAAUCUGCUUCCGGGUGCAAAACGUGCAAACGUUGUACCACGUGAUCGACAAUGAAAGUAAAAAGUCGGACAGAAUUCCAGCUUCGACUUCGACCAAACUCGUGAUGUCAUGUUUUGGUGGUGAUCCCAACUUCUGUCCUGAAUGUGGGAAUGUGCUUCCUCUGCCUGGGAUACAGGACACAGUCCGCUGCCGGCGCUGCUCCUUCUGCAUCCCUGUAACAGAGUUGUUAGGCCAGGCGAUCCAGUCCACAAUCAUCUUCAACCCAGCAGAGCAGUCAUCUUCAUCUGUGGAGAAUGAGGAGGAGCUUAAAGGACCUGUGAUUGACAGACGCUGUGGCCGCUGUGGUAAAGAGGGGAUGGUUUACCACACCAGGCAGAUGAGGUCUGCAGAUGAAGGCCAGACGGUCUUCUUCACUUGUACACACUGCAGAUAUCAAGAGAAGGAGGACUCCUGAGGGCGCUUGUGUGCUGUGAUACCCGUUGUCUCCGUGUGCCUGUGCUGAAUUCAGACACGUGGCUGCUUGGUCUGUUUGAGACCUCAGCCUGGAGCUCUGACUGGGGUGUGAGGUGGUGCCAUUUGGUAAUGUGACCUUCAUCCAGCCUCCAAUAUUCACAGUAAAAUCUAACUGAACCAUCACA
Molecule: messenger RNA, 664 nt
Organism: Thalassophryne amazonica
Lineage: Eukaryota; Metazoa; Chordata; Actinopteri; Batrachoidiformes; Batrachoididae
Gene: polr1h
Product: RNA polymerase I subunit H
Exons: 5
Coding region: 22-480 (152 amino acids)
Biological process (GO): termination of RNA polymerase I transcription; DNA-templated transcription
Cellular component (GO): RNA polymerase I complex
Molecular function (GO): nucleic acid binding; DNA-directed RNA polymerase activity; zinc ion binding
Source: RefSeq, a predicted model, not a curated record